Messenger RNA from Diaporthe citri, 1104 nucleotides. RefSeq lists its product as uncharacterized. Gene Ontology annotation, biological process: DNA-templated transcription. NCBI's taxonomy places the organism in Eukaryota, Fungi, Ascomycota, Sordariomycetes, Diaporthales, Diaporthaceae. The transcript is spliced from 2 exons. The record is from RefSeq and is a predicted model, not a curated record. Bases 1 to 1104 code for a protein of 367 amino acids. Gene Ontology annotation, molecular function: zinc ion binding; DNA binding.
AUGCGCACUCUCCAGACAGCUUAUGAGAACACUCAGUCAUGCGGUUACAUCCACAACGCCCUUGCGGUCGUUUCCGAGCUCAGUAUACUCCGUCAGAGUUUGCCCGCCAUCCAGGCCCUAGUAGGCAUGGCCAUCGUCCUCCAAGGAUCGCCCAACCCACAGGUGUCCUCGGUGCUCACGGCCGCUGCAGUGCGACUGGCACAAGCCAUGGGUUUACACAGAAGAGCGCAAGACAAGGGCCUUCCUGAGAGACAAGUCGAACAGCGCAAACGUGUCUUCUGGGCUGCUUAUUUCCUCGAUAAGGAUAUCAGUCUCCGUCUGGGCCAGCCUUUUGCCCAGGACGACGACGACAUGGACGCCGAGUUGCCCUCAGAAAGCCCAACCGACUUACCGCUCAUCAGCCUCGGGGGCGGGUUCCGGAAGAUUAACUUCUUCAACGCCCGGAUCGGACUUGCUGUGAUUCAGGGGCAAGUCUAUAAAAGGCUGUACUCCGUCCAGGCAGCGAGGCAAUCUGAAGCGCAGAAGGCGUCUGUGGCUCACGAACUGAGCUCCGUGCUGUCGUACUGGAGAGGCAGUGUGCCGGUUGACUUCGAGGACGAGGCAGAAGUACCGCCACAGACCCCUCUUCCGGUCGAGUUCAUUCACAUGCUCAUUCUGCGCUUCACAUAUGUCAAUUGCCUUGUCAUGGUCGACCGUCAUUUACCGCCGCCUGACUCCACAUCGGCCCACACACUGGACACUGCACUCGCUGGAUCGUUCAUGUUUACAGAAAGUCUCUGCGUCGUUGAGUCACGCAAGGCGAUCCGUCUUAUACAAGUCACUCCACCGGGUGACUACGCAUGUGUAUGGAUUCUGCUUCACCCAUUCUUCGCUGCCGUUGAGGUUCUGCUGCACAACGUGAUCCGGUACCCUGAGUCCCCACAGGCGGCGUCAGACCUCCAUGUUGUGGAACCUUUUCUUCACCUUCUUGAGAUUCUGGCUGGUGAGAAGAGGCAAUGCUCGCGGUCUGAGGAGGCGGAGAGGAUGCAUCGGCUUUGCAAUGAGCUGAACGGCCGGGCAAGGGAGGCUGUCGAACGCUCCAGUAUGAGACUGACUUUUGGGUGA